Eucalyptus grandis is the source of this 1625-nucleotide messenger RNA. Its product is annotated as GDSL esterase/lipase At4g10955. The coding region runs from base 278 to 1477 and encodes 399 amino acids. Lineage: Eukaryota; Viridiplantae; Streptophyta; Magnoliopsida; Myrtales; Myrtaceae. The transcript is spliced from 2 exons. The record is from RefSeq and is a predicted model, not a curated record.
GGGGAGAAAUAUGACCGUUGCGGAGAUGCGAUGCAACGAGGCCCAGGCGUUUUCAAAUCUCAUCAUCGUCGCUGACCCAGAUCCGAACCCACAUGAAAUGCAACGAAAGAUGAGAUUUUGACUGCACUAAUAAAUUUCUUUCAGCCGAUAACCACGAUCACGCUCGCACCCACCUUCUGCAAACGGCUUCCGCAGCUGAAUAUUGAAGAACAGAGGAGGAAGCAAGAGAGAGAGAGAGAGACGAGUUGUGUGGCGUGUUGGGUGUUGCAGAGUGAGAAUGGCGAAGAGAAGUUCCGAGGAGAUGAUGAAGGAGGAGACGCCGAAAGAGGAGACGCCUGCGGAAGGAGAAGAAGCUCAUCCCUACGCGUUUCAUGUGUCUGGACCUCGCAAUGUCUCCUCCCCCAACUGGAGAGAGCUCCUCAAUUCCAGUUGGAAGGAUGAGAAUUACAAGAGAACGGUGCUCGCCUGCUUCAUCCAAGCCGUCUACUUGCUCGAAUUGGACAGACAAGAGAACCGGCCUGAGGAAAGCGCACUCGCCCCAAAAUGGUGGCUGCCCUUCAAGUACAAGCUGUCCCAAACGCUAAUCGACGAGAGGGACGGAUCGAUAUUCGGCGCUGUCCUGGAAUGGGACAGGGCCGCGGCACUAGCUGAAUUCAUACUGAUCAGACCCAGCGGCGCGCCGAAAGCCGUGUUGGCCCUAAGAGGGACAUUGCUCAAAGGCCCCACGAUCCGCAGGGACAUCCAGGAUGACCUCCGGUUCCUCACAUGGGAAAGCCUGAAAGGCUCGGUCCGGUUCAACGUGGCUCUAGAGGCAUUGAGAUCGGCGGCGCAAAGCUACGGGAGCAAUAAUGUGUGCAUCGUGGGGCAUUCGUUGGGGGCCGGGUUUGCAUUGCAGGUGGGGAAAGCUUUAGCCAAAGAAGGCAUCUACGUGGAUGCCCAUCUGUUCAAUCCGCCCUCGGUUUCGCUGGCUAUGAGCCUGAGAAACAUCGGAGAGAAAGCCGGGGUCGCUUGGACGAGACUCAGGUCGAUGUUCCCUUCGAGCAGCGAACAAGAAAACCAGGCGAGCACCGACGAGUCGCGGACGAUUUCAGAGUCCGGUUUGAGGGGCUGGAUGGCGCAACUGAAUAGGAGCAAGACUCUGAAUUUGGGAAUGAAGAAAUGGGUGCCUCAUCUGUAUGUCAACAACAGCGACUACAUUUGCUGCUAUUACACCGAUCCGCCGGGCACGGAAGAGAGUGGCGGCGACAAGGAGAAUGUCAGCCCGGGCCUGAUGAACGUGCAACAGGCGGCAGCGAAGCUGUUUGUGAUGUCCAAGGGGAAGCAGAAGCAGAAGUUCCUCGAGGCGCACGGCCUGGAGCAGUGGUGGUCGGAGGGGCUGGAGCUUCAGCUGGCCCUUAACAACAGCAAGCUCAUCAACAGGCAGCUCAAGUCCCUGUACAGCAUCCCGCCUCCGAACCAAACGCCGAAAAAGCCCUAGCCAUUAUGAAUGUUUUGCGGGCAUCUUGCUCGAUCUGUUUGUUAAAAUAACUCAUUUUUCGACGCGUGAUUUCAUCACAUUUGAAUUCAAGCAAAUUGUAAAGAUUGUGGCGUUAAUGAGUGAAAGCUUCUUCAAUCUUGAACUGAAA